AAUGAGGACUUACCAUUGCCUACCACUAUUCAUCUGGACCUAUAUGUUUUAUGCAGUUGAUGCUAUCCCAUUACAAGAAAAAGCUAACAGUGAUUUACCAAGUAAAAAGAUGAUGAGUUUGACAAAAGAUGAUGGUAAAAUGCUACAUCGCACCAAGCGUGGCUGGAUGUGGAAUCAGUUCUUUUUGUUGGAAGAGUACACAGGUACAGAUACACAAUAUGUAGGCAAGCUUCACACUGACCAAGAUAAAGGAGAUGGAAAUUUAAAAUACAUAUUAACAGGAGAUGGGGCUGGCAGUAUAUUCGUUAUAGAUGAAAAUACAGGAGAUAUUCAUGCUGCAAAGAAAUUAGACAGAGAAGAAAAAUCCCUGUACAUUCUUCGUGCCAAGGCUAUAGACAGAAAGACUGGACGGCAGGUGGAACCUGAAUCUGAAUUUAUCAUUAAAAUCCAUGAUAUAAAUGACAAUGAACCAAAAUUCACAAAAGACUUAUACACUGCAAGUGUUCCUGAAAUGUCUGGAGUAGGAACAUCUGUAAUACAAGUGACUGCAACCGAUGCGGAUGAUGCCAACUACGGAAAUAGUGCCAAAGUGGUCUACAGCAUAUUGCAAGGACAGCCAUAUUUCUCAGUGGACCCAGAAUCAGGUAUAAUAAAAACUGCAUUACCAGACAUGAGCAGAGAAAACAGAGAGAAGUACCAAGUGGUUAUACAAGCCAAAGACAUGGGCGGCCAGAUGGGCGGCCUCUCCGGAACCGCCACAGUGCACAUCACUCUGACGGAUGUCAACAACAACCCACCUCGAUUUCCCCAGAGUACGUAUCAAUUUAAUUCCCCCGAGUCUGUCCCUCUCGGAACACAUCUUGGAAGGAUAAAAGCCAAUGACCCCGAUGUGGGGGAAAAUGCUGAGAUGGAAUACAGCAUUGCUGAAGGAGACGGAGCUGACAUGUUCGAUGUCAUCACUGACAAGGAUACACAGGAAGGGAUUAUAACUGUCAAACAGAAUUUAGAUUUUGAAAACAAAAUGCUGUACACUUUAAGAGUGGAUGCAAGUAACACACACCCAGAUCCACGAUUCCUACACCUGGGACCUUUCAAAGACACAGCUGUGGUCAAAAUAUCCGUGGAAGAUAUAGAUGAGCCUCCCGUGUUCAGUAAAAUUUCUUACUUAAUAGAGGUCGAUGAAGAUGUAAAGGAGGGCAGCAUCAUUGGGCAAGUUACGGCAUAUGACCCAGAUGCCACAAACAAUUUCAUACAAUACUCUGUUGAUCGGCACACUGAUAUGGACCGGAUUUUCAGUAUCCACCCAGAAAACGGCUCUAUUUUCACUUUAAAACCCCUUGACCGGGAAUCAUCUCCCUGGCACAACAUCACCAUUAUAGCCACAGAAAUCAAUAACUCAAAACAAAGUAGCCACGUUCCUGUCUUCAUCAGAAUUCUAGAUAUAAAUGACCAUGCUCCGGAAUUUGCCAUGUACUAUGAAACAUUUGUUUGUGAAAAUGCAAAACCUGGGCAGGAAGUUUUAGUUGUGCUGUUUGCUGCAUUGAAGAGGCAGAGGAAAAAGGAACCUCUGAUCAUUUCAAAGGACGAUGUCCGGGACAACAUCGUGACCUACAAUGACGAAGGCGGCGGGGAAGAAGACACACAAGCUUUCGAUAUUGGCACGUUAAGGAACCCAGAAGCAAGAGAAGACAGUAAACUGAGAAGGGAUGUGAUGCCAGAAGCGAUUUUUCAGAUCAGGAGGACUGUGCCUCUGUGGGAAAAUAUUGAUGUACAAGAUUUUAUCCAUCGAAGAUUAAAAGAAAAUGACUCAGACCCCAGCGCACCCCCUUACGAUUCACUGGCGACGUACGCCUAUGAAGGGAACGACUCCAUAGCAGACUCACUCAGCUCGUUAGAGUCGCUCACAGCAGAUUGUAACCAAGAUUAUGAUUACCUCAGCGACUGGGGGCCUCGCUUUAAAAAACUGGCCGAUAUGUAUGGGGGUGAUGAGAGUGACCGAGAAUAGAGUAUUGUAUGACUUGACCCAUGUUAGUGGAAGUCCUCUGUGUUACCGGAUUGAGUGGCCUGUAUUCUCUUCCUUGAAGGAACAUUUAAAAAAAAUCAAAAUUACAAACAAUACUUAGGUGUUGUCUUAGUAAGGGUUUGCUUAAUCAGUAAGUUUCUGUGAAUGAAUAUGAAUGACAUAGUUUUUUUUAAAGUAAUAAUAUAAUAACCAGUUCACCCUCUUUGCCUAACAAUCUAUGAAGGAAAGUAUAUCACAUCAAUAAUCAACAAAAAUAUAUAAAGGCUUUUUGUGCCUUUCCUUAGAUAUAAUAACUUUAUAAAUGUUUUCUUAACCGACUUAAAGUCACCUUUACUAUUAAAAGAAUCAUUGUGCAACU
Molecule: messenger RNA, 2381 nt
Organism: Myotis davidii
Lineage: Eukaryota; Metazoa; Chordata; Mammalia; Chiroptera; Vespertilionidae
Product: cadherin-9-like
Exons: 10
Coding region: 2-2005 (667 amino acids)
Biological process (GO): homophilic cell-cell adhesion; cell-cell junction assembly; multicellular organism development
Cellular component (GO): catenin complex; adherens junction; plasma membrane
Molecular function (GO): calcium ion binding; cadherin binding
Source: RefSeq, a predicted model, not a curated record